Messenger RNA from Rhipicephalus sanguineus (brown dog tick), 3374 nucleotides. It is a transcript of the gene Ubc6, whose product is annotated as ubiquitin-conjugating enzyme E2 A. Gene Ontology annotation, molecular function: ubiquitin conjugating enzyme activity. The transcript has 5 exons. Gene Ontology annotation, cellular component: HULC complex. Gene Ontology annotation, biological process: DNA repair; protein polyubiquitination; proteasome-mediated ubiquitin-dependent protein catabolic process. Lineage: Eukaryota; Metazoa; Arthropoda; Arachnida; Ixodida; Ixodidae. The record is from RefSeq and is a predicted model, not a curated record. The coding region runs from base 151 to 648 and encodes 165 amino acids.
CUGGUGACGUCACCGCACCGUCAUUUCUUUGGGUUCCCGGAUGAAGACGUCACGCAACUGCUUGGUAGAAUAACAAGAUUUUUCCCUUGGAAACAACUAGAUGCUAAAAGAUUUUUCCUUUCACGAACUGAGGUAAUUAGGUAUUUCAAUAUGUCAACACCAGCUAGGCGAAGACUCAUGAGGGAUUUUAAAAGGUUACAAGAAGAUCCCCCAGCAGGUGUCAGUGGAGCCCCUACCGACAACAAUAUCAUGAUCUGGAAUGCAGUUAUAUUUGGGCCACAUGACACGCCUUUUGAAGAUGGCACCUUCAAGCUGACCCUAGAGUUCACAGAAGAGUAUCCCAACAAACCACCCACAGUUCGGUUUGUUUCCAAGAUGUUUCAUCCAAACGUAUACGCAGAUGGUAGCAUCUGUCUAGACAUUCUUCAAAACCGGUGGAGCCCCACGUAUGACGUGUCUGCCAUCCUCACGUCUAUUCAGUCUCUUCUGGACGAACCAAAUCCCAACAGCCCGGCGAACAGCCUGGCGGCACAGCUCUACCAAGAAAACAGACGGGAGUACGAGAAACGGGUGGCCGCCAUCGUUGAGCAGAGCUGGCUCAACUUCAACGACGACGAGGGCAAGGAAUCCAAAAAGGACGCAUCCUAGCUUAUCCUGCUGAUCCACCCACCACCACCCACAACGCUUGGCCCUUCCCCACCCCCUUUCCCUCCCGAGAGAAAUGCCCCUUCCCCUCCCCCACACGAGACCAGACACCGAAAGAGCGAGGCCAGUGUGCACGAAGCCGCAUCUGUGUGGCCGCUCAUUAAAAAAAAAAAAAGCAGCAAGUGGAAAAGUCAACGGCUGAUUAAAACAGACUGGAGGAGGAGACUGUUGCUUCUCAAAAACUGCACACGAUUUUUCUGUGUGCUGGCGACAUAAGCAGGGUUGCUUUUCAAUUUUGUGUGCAGACUCAUUGCAACUUUGUGAGAGUAGCUCGUUUUCCACGCAAUGCAUGUGCUGCACAGUGCAGGAUGCUCCUACAGGGCUGGCUUCAUUGGAAAAAUCCUGUGCUUCUUGCAGUCUUGCUGCUUUUGAACUGAGAAGGCCAGCGGCUCUGGUAGGGGCAUGUUCUGACAAGUUCGUUUAAAAAUUCUGCAAUGUUGCAUGGUCAGUAGCUAUACUUGUUGGCUAAAAUGAGUGUGUGAACGUCCUCACCGCAUUACCCAUGUGGGCCUUAUAUAUAUAUAUAAAUCUAUAUAUAAACACAUUUUCUUCACCAUUUGUGCUUGUGGACUGAAAACAACAUAGUGCAACUGGUUGGGCAAGCUGUUUUUUUUAACUCCCCUCUUACAUGCUUUAAGUGCUAAAAUGAGUGGAAGGUUCCUCCUAUUUUAACUUGUUUAGACUUGCAUUGUAAGAUGGUUGAGCACCGCCUGUGUUUUGCGUUUCGAGACAUUUUAUUGACUAAGCAAGCAUUUGUUUCGUGGUUUACAAGGAAUCCCUUGUGAUGGUCGCUUGUAGUAUACUUGUUUGGUAACAGAAAAAUGAAAACAGUUCCAACACUUGACCCCCCCAUACAUUUUUUUUAAGUUGCACGAGAGAUUCUGGCUAGAUAAAAUUUCCAGGCAUCUUUACAGCAAAGUGCCUGUGAAUCAAGGCAGUGUCAACAGCGUUCCCGAUGUACAGUCGGUACAUUGAGAGUUAAAUUGCCAGAUCAGUUGAGCAGAUUAGGUUUGCUUGGGCAGUGCGCAACUGUUUGCAGCUGCACCUUCAUGUGCACCUCUCGAGCUCUUGCACUUCGGAAACAGGCCCGUUAUUAAUGUGCCAGCGAGUGGCGUGUCUUAAUACACUGCUUAGUUGAAGCGUGGCACUGCAAUUUCUUCACGGCACACCGCAUUUGUGCAUGCAGUCGCAUUAAAAAGGGGUUGUGCACAGUUUCGGAAACAACGCAGCCUAGUUCUGGGAGUCUGGGUCUUUUCUGCAUGCGUGCUGCAAUAUGUUUCUAGUCUGUUUCCAAGGUGUGUCUAGACUGUAGAGACAAAAAAAAAAUGUUGAGCUACUGCUACCGAAAGUGUCUAAACAGGACCUGACGGUGAUGCCAUGUUCUCUAUGGCAAUGCAAGUAGACAUGUCCUCCUCUCUGGCUCGCCUUCCCUCUUGCUCGCCUCACUCAACCAUUCAGCAGAAGGUCUUGAAACCGGCUGUGCACAUUUGGUAAUAUGGGCUUGCAUUCUCAUUGAGUAGCCGAGAUCAGCAAAGCACGUUGCACACGAGUAGCUGCAUUCAUUUUUUCUUCAAACAGCUGCUAUGUAGUUUACCUCCAUGUAAUCAUGUGAAAACUUGGCGGGGAGGAAACAUCACUGCUGCUUUUAAAAGUAUGGCAUCAAGGCAGAGCCAGCAAGUAAAGCUUAGAUUCCUAAACUCGUAGUCGAAACCGCGUAAAAAAAAAAGCCACACAUGUGCUCGGCUGCCCAGGAUACUUCAAACCUGUGCCGAGUUUUCUUCUCUCUCGAUGGUGCCAUAGCAACUCUAGUAAAUUUGCAACCCUUCCACGCCGUAUGCUGUCUGUACAGGGCUUGAUACGUUGGUAGCAACAUGCGAGAGCAUGGCUAAGAAUAUCAUCCAUGUUGCCGAUAGCAGCUAUAAAAAAACCGGGUGCUGUUCAGGUUAUGUCUGCAUUGUGAAUAGUGAGAAUCGUGGUUUUUAUACACACCUAUGUGAGCCACGGAAUACAACAUGCUACAAUGCUUCACACAGUCGCACUAGGACUACAGUUGCGGUUUCCACGACUUGUAUUCCUGUGUCUUAAAAACCACCACCCGGUUUUUGUGGCUUGUUACCAGCAACUGCAGAUGUGUGUUCUCGGCUGUGUGCUUGCGAAUUGAUGAUCAUGCAAGCUCUGUACUAUCGUGGACAAAUAAAUUGUGGAGAAUUGAAGUAGGACACUUAGAAUGACCACUCUAACAAGAUCUUGCUGUGCCGCAAUUGUGGAGACAAUGUUCAGCGAAACAUUAUCCGUUGGCCCUAACUAGUGCUUCACAUUUCAGUUGUCCAUGGUAGCACAGUCAGUGGUGACUUCUAUGUUUUUUUUCUCACUUCCUGUUGCUACGUAGUAGCAUUUACAUCCUUGGCUUUAAGAUCACGCUGUGAUAACUGUUUGCAAGAGCUUGCAGCUGUGGCAUGGGCUGUUUCCCACUUUUUUUUCUUUUGUCUUGUGCAGCGAGCAGUGUGUAACAUAGAUGCCACAGCAUUAGCCGGCUCUUAUUUCUCCCCUAUGUGUGGAGCAGAUCACAUCCUUCCAAGCCUAGUGUGUGUGCAUCCCCUCUCGUGCACACGUGAAAGUGACAUGAUCGGACCUACUAAAGUGAUGAAAUAAAAUCUUGCAAACGGAAA